This is a messenger RNA of Mytilus trossulus (common blue mussel), 7133 nucleotides long. RefSeq lists its product as uncharacterized. Gene Ontology annotation, molecular function: guanyl-nucleotide exchange factor activity. The record is from RefSeq and is a predicted model, not a curated record. Bases 525 to 4763 code for a protein of 1412 amino acids. Gene Ontology annotation, biological process: positive regulation of Rho protein signal transduction. The transcript has 16 exons. Lineage: Eukaryota; Metazoa; Mollusca; Bivalvia; Mytilida; Mytilidae.
AUGACGUUCAAUAGGCUGUGUCGGUUUCAAAUACGUGUCUUAAUUUGUUAAACAAGUGCUUGGUAUUAUAAUACUACUACGUUAAUUGCAGUGUCGAUUUCAAAGUCUUAAAAGGUGAAAUAAUAUUUGUUAACUUUAUCAAAGGAGAACUUGUACGCCAUGGACAUUAAACAUUUUAGAUGCAUUGUUGAUUUCAAAUUCAUUUGAGGAGAAAUAUUGGAUUUUUAUUUAUGAAAUUGAUUUUAUAUAUUAAUUCGUAACAGAUUGUCACCUGAAAUUUUUACCUGGGAUUUUCGUAAUAUACUUGUAUCUCACCUGAGCUUGAAAGCAUGGAUUUAUAGAAAAUAGACUUUUUUUCUGGGAUUGAAAGAUUUAUUUCUGUGACAUAAUUUGAAAUUGAUCUGCUACAACUAAAAUGGAAAUGUAUUACUGUGGAUUUGUAAAGAAUGUGGAUACCUCAUGUGGAUUUCAUUUAACUAUGGAUUAAUAAUGCAGUAAUAAGUUGAAAUGGACCAAACUUCGUCAUGGAAACAGAACAGGAUGAAUUGUUGUUUACGGCUGGACCCUGCAAUACAACCCGACGAGACAGUGGUCUUGACGUAGGUUUUGACAGCAUCAGUAGAACAAAGCUUGUACGUAGAGACAGUGGAUUAGAUAUUAGUGAUUUGGAUAAGUUCAAGAAGAAGCAAUCCCGGGUAAAGAGCCAUGAUAGCGGAAAUGAUGACCAUGGAAUGAGUACCGCAUCGGUUUCAAGUAUUGAUGACAUAGAUUGUAGAGAUUCAGGAUCACCCGUGUUUUCUAAAACAUCGCCUAGAAAAUCAGAACUUCAAUCGAUGGAAAAUAGCAAAAAUGAAACUGAUUCAGAUAAGAUUCCUUCUUCUAACGAGAAUUGUAAGGAUAUUGAAAUUGAUGAUUUGGAGAAUGUAGAGUAUACAAAUUCAGAAAGUCAAAAUGAUUCUGAGAAUGAGAGUAAAAGCAUAGAAAAAGGGGAAUCUGAGAUUCUGUCAGUUGCACUAAAAACAUCUGAAAGUUCUGAAAAUGAAAAAAAAUCAGGUGGAUCGGAAAAAACAUCAAAAAGUGGUAGUGUUUUGAUAUGUCGAAAAAAGAAAGUGAAUUCUAAAGGUGAUGCUGGACUUCGGACACCAUUAGCAUCAAAACCACCACGACCAGAAUCAUGUCGACCAAGUAGUGUAUCAAGAGUUUCUGUGUCUACACGUGUUGAUGUUAUGCUAAAUAGCGAUCUUUUCAAGAAAUAUUUAUCAAAACAUGAAAAUUUAAUAGACAAGAUUUCAUUGAGACAGGGGCGAGGAGCUGGAAUGAAGAAAGCGUUAUCAAAUUUAGAUUUAUCACAGUUAGACUUUGAUGAUGACCAAUCACAAGAAAGAAAGACAAACUUAAUUUCAACAUUUUCGUUUAAUGAUGAAAAAUUGAAAAGUGAAUGGGAAAAUUCACCCGUUACACGGACUCGGCGUAACACGGUUUGUGAGUAUGAUUACAAUAGAGGUGAAGGGUCAGAUAAAGAAAAUACUAAUAUUUUGGACAAUGAAAAAGAAAAUGAUAUUCUUCGCUCAUCUGUUGAUAGUAGUUCUAAACAAAGGACAAGCAAUCGAAAGAAAUUUGCUAUACCAAGUUUUCAUGAAUUUAAAAUGUCGAAACAUUUUAAAGAAAUUCCCGAAGAAGGACCUUAUGAUGAUGAAGAACAAACUUCAUGUGAAAACUGUGAUAAAAAUAGAACAUAUGAAAAUGAGAAACCAAAAAGUAGGUUACAUUCAAGAUGCCAAAGAAUCAAAGAGAAAUAUUUUCAAAACCAUGAAGAUCAGACUUUAAGUUCAAACAAUGACUGUUCUGGUGGGAAUGAUUCUAUGCAUGACCUAGAAGCUGAAGGCAAAUCUGAUGCAAAUGUUCCGAAGGAAAAGUCCAAAAGUGCUCGGAGAAGUGAAAUUCCUAUCCCAGUUAAGAUCAAGAGUUCAUCUAGUCCUGUGUCAUCUCCAAGGCAACAGAAAAUUGUUGUCGAUGAGAUUAAGAAAGAUCAAAUUCAUAUAGGUCAAAAUGAAAAGCCUCAAAAAUCACGUAUUUUGCCCAAAACACCUGAUGAAUCAGGUAAUGGCUUACCACCCAAGCAUGUUUCUGAACCCAAAAAGCGUGUAGUUCUUCGUGCAUCUAGAAAAAGGAAAAUGGGUCAAAAGAAGCCAUUUUUACGAAGUCAAUCAGACUCUCAAUUAAAAGUUGAUAGUGCUAAUCAUUCUGGAAAAUCUUUGGAAGAGGUUAAGAUGAAAUUUAAACCUCCGCCACUGGAAAUAAAAAGUGUGCAAAGUUGUGAAACAUUUUCAACAUAUAGUCCCUUAUUUAGUGCUUCAACAUUCGACUCCAGUAGCAAUCCCUCAUCUGCUACUGUUGGGUCUUUUGACUUCUCUAGUGAUCAUGUGAUCAAAUUUAACCUUGGUGAACAGGAAACUCCCUUUAAGGGAGGUAAUACUGUGCAUAAUACAGAAACCCUUACUACUAGGGGAGAUAAUAAUUUACAUCUAAGCAACAACUCUUCAAAGGGAGAUAAUCUCAUGAACUCUCCGGAAAGUAAUGAAUCUAGUGCUAAUUUAAGGACAGCUUAUUCUGAAUCUAGUACUUUAAAUUCAGGGACAGAUAACUCUGAUUCAAUACCAGGAAAAGAUAACUCUGAACAGUUUUUACCCAGAAAUAAUAGCUUUAAUACUAUUCUAUCCCAUCGGAAUACCUUUGACUCAAUUUUAUCAAACAAUAAUAUUGCUAGUAAAAUCCCAUCAGGAAAAGACAACUCUUGUGAUAUUCAGAAUGUUGAAUUGUGGAGUGACAAUUCAGACAAACCUAUAGAAAGUUCUGUUCCCAGUUCUUCCAGUGAUUGUUCUGAUAAGGUCAAUGACAAUUCUGUGUCUAGAAAUUAUUCUGAAAACCGAUCUAGUCCGACUAAUUGCAUUUCCGACAAAGUUGAUAAUUAUCUGUCUCAACAAAAUCUUCAAGUCGACGACGAUUCAAAGAGUUCAGUGACAAGGUCAACGUCUGAUGUCUGUAAUAGUACUACCUCUGAUGCUCUAAAGAAGAGACGCGAACGGAAGGACAGGCCAUAUAAAAGUGAUCCAUUUACAGGCUCUUCUCAUCUACCAGCAGGUAAACCUCGGACUACAUCCUCAAGUAAAAAUGAUAUUUUUGAAGCAGAUGAAAUCAGCUUGGAGGAGGUUGAAGAGGAAGAAAGUUCCAUCAUUUCUGAACAAGAAUGGGAAAAAGAAUGUAAAAAACAACAUCGUCUGAGUGAUGUAAGUAGUGAUAGUGGAGUUAUUGGCCCUGAAUACCCACCAAGUCCUACCAGCACUGUCUUCAGUACAGGAAGUAGUUUUGUAGGUGCUGAUGGGAAUGACAUGGGCACAGAGACCUCACUACUAGGACGAGGCCUGCUUUACAGUGACUUUAGUGAUAGUGGUGGUAAAAGUGGUCCAAAAAGUCCCAGAAGUCCACAUAGUCCAAGAAGCCCUCGAAAGGUAAACUCAGGUUGCAAAGAAUGUGGUAACUAUGAAAAUAACAACCGAACAAAGAUUUGUUCCAAAUGUGAGAAGAAAAGUAUCGAGAGGAAGGAUAUCAUAAAAGAAAUCAAAGACACAGAAGAGAGCUAUGGUAGAGAUCUGGCUAUUCUGAAAGAGCAUUUCUUUAAGCCAAUGAAGUCUGCCGGGUUGCUGUCGUUAGAACAUUUGGAAGGAAUCUUUCUGAACCUGGAAGAACUGAUCCAUGUCAACACACAGUUUGUCAAAAAACUUCAAGGAGCAGUCGAUAUAGCUGUUAAAAAGGGGGAUGAGAAUUUGAGAACCAUGAGUAUUGGUAAUUUGUUCCUGGAUUCCUCGUCUCUGAUUCUUGCCUUUGAAAACUACUGUGUAAAUCAGGGCCAAGCUGCAGUGCUUCUUGAACAGUUAGAAAGAGAGAAAGAAUUGCUACGAAUAUUUCUGAAGGUUUCACAAGAUGAGAAUCCAAUCCUACGACGGAUGCCGCUUACUUCAUUCCUCAUGGUCCCUGUUCAGCGAAUAAUGAGGUACCCAUUACUUCUAGAAAGACUGUACAAGUUCACAUCUGGAGAUCACACUGAUAAAAGUUCUUUGAUGGAGGCAAAAUUAAAAAUAGAAGAUAUUUUAGACCAUAUAAACUCUAAAACAAAACACAGCGGAACAGUUAAAUUAAAGAGAAAGAUUUCAGAAAAUAUGUCUCAAAGAAUUUCUAUCACUGAAAAAAUUGAGGUUAAUAAGGUUGCCAUUGAUAUCUUAGGAUGGAACAGGAAAGAAGUCUGUGAUAUUAUAAUAAGUCGACUCCAGGUGGCACCACUUUCAGACCAAACAUGGGCAGCUAAACGUUUAAAGACCAUGAAAUUCUCAACAGUCCAUUGUGUCUUACUAACUCUUGGCCAGAGUGAUACAGAUAUUACUGAUAAUGACGAAGAUAAUUUAUUGUUUGCCAGAAAAUCUAAAGUCAUUCAGGCUGCUGUGGUGCUAAUUAAAGAGAAAAACGGCAAAUACCAAACAUUUAGGGAACCAUUCAUAUUGAACAGAUGUGUUGUGAGCAUUGACCCAGAUGUAGAGAAUGCCUUUGAGCUUUCAGACUUGAGCCGAGAUUCAUAUGUUUUUAAGGGUGAAGAUUUGAAAGAAUUAAAAUCAUUUUUACAAACAGUCAAACAACAAACUUUGAACCUUGCCUCUUGGAGGAAAAGAAGAAAUGCCUUACCUAACAUUAUGAUUAAACAUAUGGUGUGAUUAAUCAUGUUUCUUAUUAAUCAUAAUCAUGAUUCAUUGAAUGCAAGUGUUCAUAUACAAUCCAACUAGUAGAGAAAGAGCAAUGAACUGAAAUUACCUUUUAAUGUAGGUUUGAAAUGCUUAGGUUUUUCUAGAGAGGGCCAAGAAAAGGAAGAAAUGAGAGAGUUACAAUCAAUAUAUGUGAUGCUGAGGUUUGAGAAGGAAUGAGGAAACAUGGUCUCCAGGAAGUGAAUAUUUUGAAUGUAAACAUUAACAUGAUAAUACACAAUCAUGAUUAUUGAAAACAUGUGAUCUGAUCAUAUCAUAUCAUAACAAACAUUCAUUUGGUUUUUCCUGCAGGAAGUGAAUAGUUUGAAUGAAACCCUAACUUGAUUAAACACAAUCAUGAUCAUUGAAAACAUGUGCUCAGAUCAUAUUGUGUGAUAUUUGAUGCUAGAUCCAAGCUGUGAUUCGUUAUAGACAGACUUUAUAAAACUUUAUGCUAAAAGAACAACAAUGUGGGUCAUGUCUGAUUGAAGCUAAAUUGUGAUAAAGUGAACCAUUGUGCUUAUGGCAGAAGACACUCUCAGCUUCCUGUUAUGUAGAACAUAUACAUGUACUGAUUGAACAUGAUUGUUUAAUUAUUAAAAAGGUGUCAGUAAUCAUUAAUCAUAAUCAUGUUUCAGAAUCAUAACAAAACAUUAAUAAUGAUUCAUAAACCAUGUUUACUGUUAAAAGAUAAUCAUGAUUCAUAAAAAUUGAAAACAUAAUCAUGAUUCAUACGUUGUGAAAAUAUAAUCAUGAAUCAUCAACUGUGAAAAUAUAAUCAUGAUUUCAUUAAAUGAUAACUAAAUUUAUACACAAUCUUAAAUAUGAUUGAUUAGAUUUAUAUAGAGCAAAAUCUUUAAAGUUUUUAUAUUGUUUCCCUGCUUAUAUACUUAACCUGAAAUGACCAUUGAGUUCUUCAAAAUAAAUAUACAUAUCCUGAGAUGAGCAUUUGGUCUCUGGUUAAACAGAAGUCUGAAUUUCAGUACAAAUAAAUGCAUCUCCCAUGAAAUGUUUUUGUCUGUGAUAAUUGGUGUUUUGGACUUUUUGUCUAAUGUUCAGAAUCCUCUAUAUUUAGUUCAGAUAAAACUUUUGCAUGCUAAUCCCUACUUUUCUUUUUAUAAUUAUAUGACAUAGUUUAAAAUUAUAUUUUUUUAAUCUUAUAAAAUCCUUGUUUUUGAAAGGAAAAAGGUUGCAAUCUAAAGACAACUGUUUUCUGCCAUUUUUUCAGUUGAUUAUAUAUCAAAAACUAGAACAGAUGCCUGCCUUUUUCAUACUCUAUAAGUUACUUUAUUCAAAACUAUCACAAUUAUCAGAGUCUUUUAAAAAGACUGUUAUUUUAUAAAUCUACUGUAAAACAUAUGAAAGAUAAGUUUUAUUCAUACUUGUUUUCAGAAGAAGAAUGAAAGAAAUUUUUGGCAAAAAUAUACUGGAACUACAAAAUUUUCAUGAGUGAUUUAUUUUUUGCAAUUUUCGCCAGAAGAAAAAUAAUGCAACAAAUUGGAAACUUGAUCUUUCCUUGUCUAAUGAGAGCUGCAGGAAGCAAAUUAGAAAAUUGCAAAACUAGAUAGGUGAGAAUUCGACUAGAAAGAGCUAUAUGAGAAAUAAAGUAUCCAGGAAAAUAUGAUUUACAGUAAUUUAUUUCUACUUUUUUUUACAUUAAAAUCAUUAAUACCAUUGAAUAUCAUAAAACAUAUCUGUUGUCUCUAGAUGAAAUAUUUGGUGCAAAAGUUAACAUCAUUAGUAUUACAUGGGGAAGUAAUCCUGUUUGUAAAAUUUAGUUGCAUUUAAACAUAGUAUCAAAGUCAUAUUUCACUGUAAAAGUUAACUUUUAUUGUCUGAGUAGAGAAUUGGUCUUAAAAUUGCAUUUAAGUCCUUUUAACUUGAUUUUUCUGAGAAAUCCCUCCAUGAAAUGAUUUAUGCUUCAUAAUUCAGACACACAACAUGAAAAGGAAGCAAUGUUUUUCCAUCCAAUUUUGGUAAACUAUCACACUGUUACUUUUAAUUGUGGUAAUAAUCAAGACAAUUGAUGGGAUUUCGAUACAAAAUUGAUAUAUUGAUCAAAUCAUAAAAUUUGAAAGACUUGAUAAAGUAUGAUCACCGUUAAUUCUAAAAGGUUUUGCCAAAUACAGUUAAAAAUUUCUAUUCCCUGGAAAGAAAUGCAUAUUAUUUAUAUAUCUAGAGUAUUUUUAAGGGUUUUCUGUCUCUAUAAUUUUCUUUUUUAUCUGUGAUAUUUUUGUUGCUCAAGUCCACAUUGUAAUUAUUGUAUGUUAUUUAUUUUGUAAACAUUAAUUGUAUAAAUCCAGAUAGUAUUUUUAUACAUAAAUUGUUUUUAAAUUAUUUGUU